This is a messenger RNA of Penicillium arizonense, 333 nucleotides long. RefSeq lists its product as uncharacterized. The record is from RefSeq and is a predicted model, not a curated record. NCBI's taxonomy places the organism in Eukaryota, Fungi, Ascomycota, Eurotiomycetes, Eurotiales, Aspergillaceae. The transcript is spliced from 3 exons. Bases 1 to 333 code for a protein of 110 amino acids.
AUGAGUGACCUAAGAAUCGUGAACGGAAAAGUCCUGACUAACACCGAAGUUCAACCCCCAGCCCAAUGGACGAACGACUACGAAGUAAUGGGCGGCGACACAGAAUGGGGUCCGGAAGGCAAUGUCCUUCGAAUGAUCACAGUCUUCGGCAUUGAGGGUGAAGUCAAGCCUCUUUUCGCAAUGGAUCCCGAUGCCGGGGAGGCCUUGUCUCUAUUUCAGGUUGGGGAUGGUGGAUUCUAUUUCUUUAAUAUCGAGGAUUCGUCGAUAUUUAAGAUUACCAGCCAUUCCGAUCUUCGGUCCAUUGUUGAGACUAUAGAUGAUGAGAUCGCCUAA